Messenger RNA from Megachile rotundata (alfalfa leafcutting bee), 1356 nucleotides. RefSeq names its product UPAR/Ly6 domain-containing protein CG9338. The record is from RefSeq and is a predicted model, not a curated record. Gene Ontology annotation, biological process: positive regulation of voltage-gated potassium channel activity; sleep; regulation of synaptic transmission, cholinergic. NCBI's taxonomy places the organism in Eukaryota, Metazoa, Arthropoda, Insecta, Hymenoptera, Megachilidae.
AAGGAGUGGCGUUGGUGAGUGGCGAACCUCGCAAUCUCAUACUCGCGAUCAGUCUGUCGACUCGACGACAACCCUUCCUCUCUCAGCCAGUGCUUCACCCUCCGUCACGCACCACAGUUUGCGUUCCACUUCCCGAGGAUAAACUUCGCCUCGAAAGCCAUUUAUUUCGCCGACAACUUCCGGAAUGCUUCGAAGGAUCUCAGUGCUAAUUGUUAGCUUCGCGCUCGUCUUCGUGGUUCGUUCAGAUGAGAAUGUCAAGUGCUACAUGUGCACCUCCCUGACGCACCCAGGCUGUGACACUGAUCCAAAGACGCCCAACAUUAAAAUGGAGAAAUGUACACUGGACAGCAUGUCAGAUAUGCAAAAAAUUGUUCAACAGCACAACGAUUUGAGGAACAUAUCUUACAUCUUCGACGUCGACAACACGCAACAGUAUCAUGCUCCCGCGACAAUGGCUUGUGCCAAAAUGGUUCUUAAAGUUAAAGGGAAGGACGUGACAGUGAGAAACUGUCAAACAGCGAAGGCGGAGACUAUCGACCCAUGCAAAGCGAUCCAAAGGAAAUUUUCUAACGACAUCAGUCUGGAAUUUUGCGAGUUAUGCAUGCACGACGCUUGCAACGGUUCGACUAUAGUUACUCCGGAAUUACUCCUCAAUUUGGUAUUGGUCCUGGGAACAGUGAUUCUGCGUUCUUUUUACAACCACGCGUAACCUUUGCCACACGAAUGUAUAGAAUUGAUUACAAUCGAUUCAUAGCGCAUUCCAAUGUUCAAACACACAUACAUACACACCCUACAUGUUGUUCAUCGAUAUUUUACGUUCGUUUCACGAUCACGUAACGUUACGGUGGUGAUUUACCGCGGUAUGAAACAAGAAACGCACGCGAAAUUUUCUAUUGAGUAUUACGUGCACACUUUAUUAAGGAAAAUCUCGAACUUCCUAGGUUUUGUCAAAAAAUUUUUCACGACCGAUACGAGAGUUUCAUCGAUUACACGAUUAAAUUCUUGUUUCGAAAAUUCAGGUGCGAACCGCAGAAUUAUAAACAGUAGCUUUCGACUAAAUUCGCAUUUUCCGGGAAACACUGACGGUUUUGUACAUCGAACGUUCUUUAGAAUUCCAUUUAAUUGCCUGUACGCAUGUAUUAAAUUCUCGUUCGAAUAUUCGAGGAAGCUCCACCGUAUGUGCAUAAAUAAAUGUUUAUUAUAAACGAUAUGUAUAUUAUAUAAAGGAUACGGCUUUCGAAUAUGAAAUUUGGCCAGGUGUUUAUACCGUGAAAUGUUAUCGAGCUUCUCAACAUCGAGUACGAUGUUACCGCACGAAAAUUAUAACGAGCAAUAAAAUGUAUGUUAAAUAAUUAA